CUUUUGUAUUUAGGACAAAUGACCAAGGUUGAACCAUUCCUGUCACGGCAGCAUUUUGAGACUUUAAUCCAUGAUUUAAUCCAAAUCGUUUAGACUACUGUAUGCGGGCUGAGCCAGUUGUACUCAAAGAGGAGGUUAACCGAGCGUUUUCAGUCGCUGCCCCCAAACUGUGAAACGACCUACCUUUGCGGAUAAGACAAUCCGACUCAUUUCCUGUUUUUUAAAUCAUCUCUUAAAACAAUGUUUUUCUCUUUAGCUUUUAUUUCGGUUUGAGAUGUUGCCUUUUAUUGUUUUCAUUGCUUUAUGACCUUAACUGUUUUAUUGCUUUGACUGUGUUUAUUUGAUUUUAUUGUUUCGGAAUUGUGUGUGUGUUUUAUCUCGUGUUUUAUUUGAGGUGUACAGCACUUUGAUUAACGGUGUUGUUUUUAAAGGGCUUUACAAAUAAGGUUAUUGUAGAGCGCUGUAUUGUAUUGCACUAGUAUCGUUUUAUUAAACUCUUUCGCCAUAUAAUUUGGCCAAACACGCGAACUUUAAAUUGGGUUUAUUUUGUCGAGGACACGUUAUUUUAUUAAUUUAGGAGGAACGUCUUCUUUUUCGUUGUUUCCACCGUGUCCUAUUUGAAGCGCACCGUGGAGUUUUUGUUUCCUUAGCAACAGUCCCAGCGAUAGCAACUAUGUAUGUAUCACAUUUAUCAACAAACAGGCAGAUGUAACAGUUCAAACUAAUAGUAGCCGGUCUGUUCUCGGUUUACUGUAUGGCGGACAGACACAGCGAACGGUAGCCAUAUUGUUUUUUCCGUACAAAAUGUCUUUUCAGGAACCAUCUCGUCCCUCCGAUGAAGAUGAGGAUUUUUACAUGCAAUGUCGAGCUGCUUAUCUUGCUGUGUUUCGAUCAAGUUUGGCAAAUAUUUCUUCAAAGCAGCAGUUAUGUCGGGUUCUCCAGCAGGCUGGUAGAAAUCCGUCCCAUGCUACCCUUAAUAAAUACUGGACUUCUAGAACAUCUAAGCUAAACUUUGAUGACUUCUGCGAGAUUCUGAAAUGUGAGAGGAAAACCGAGGAAGCUGAGCUAAUGAGGGCUUUCAGAAAACUGGACGUGAAGUGUGACGGCUACAUCACACACAGCGUACUGGAGAAGGCUCUAACCUCUAGAGGUGAGAAGAUGACAGCUGAGGAGGUGAAUGCUGUUUUCUCAUUGGCAGAUAUAAACAGGGAUGGCAAACUGGACUAUGCUGAGUUCUGCAGGCGACUUGUAUCUACAGUGGAGCAGUCUCAGACGGCUGCUUUGGAGAAGCUAGAAGCUGACGCUAAGCUAAAGAGGCAGAACUUUGGCAGCCAGUUGUACAGCCCUCCUAAAAGCUCAGUGGCAUCAGCGUCAUCUGUAUCAGUAGCGCAACAUGCAGAAUCAGACUCCACUGUGAAGAAAGACAGCCAGUCCUCCUCUCGUCCUUCGGCUCGCAGCAGACGGUCCUCCCUGUCAAACUCAAUCACAAUGACAUCCAGCAGCAGUAAGGCGGGCAAAGUUCUAGAACCUCCAGGUUUACAGGAAUGGCACCACAGCUAUAUGAAAGGCUGCUUCUUUGUGGAGGAUAAUGGGAGUAUUAGCUCUCUGCAGUACCACCUUCAUCUCUCUGAGACAACCAGCGUCUAUCUAACCAUCCAGCCACUGAGCCUCAGCCACAGACCCGACAAGCCUCCAACAUGGAUGAAUGUGGACACAGCUCUUUUUGUCAUGUCAGCUUGUGAAACCAAAGAGGACUCUGCUUUAGUUUGUUUCACCGAAUCAAAAGACAAAGGAAAGUAUGUUUGGAAAGGAGAACUAAAUGCCGGGUCAUACCACCUGCUUCCCUUCAGCACCGGCUGCAGACUAAAGAAGCAAAGCAAGAAUAACUUUUCGGAUAAAUCUGUUGAACUUGUCUACAAGACUGACACGGGAGAACUAGACCUCACCAGCGAGCUGAGGGAGGUGCUGUCUGAAAUCUUUGAGGUGAUCGACCUGGAUGGUAACGGCUUGCUAAGCCUGGAGGAGUACAACUUUUUUGAGCUGAGGGCCAGUGGGGAGAAGUGUGACAAGGAUGCCUGGACCGUGUGUAAAGAAAACUUUGAUAUGAGAAAAAACCAGCUGACACGGCAAGGUUUUAUGGAGCUGAACAUGAUGGAGGCCACCGAGAAAGAUGGAGACCCCGCAGACUUGUGGGUGACCCUGGAAUCUAUGGGUUACAAUCGUAUGCUGGAGUUAGUAGAGGCAUGUCCGUUCCAAAUAGAUGUUUACUGUGAAGGCACUCAGCCGUCCAUGCAGCCACUUAGCAUGGACUCCAAGCUUUUGAACCAAGCUCUCCAGAAGUCCAUCACCUCGAGGUGUGGGGCCAAAGCACUGCGGGGGCAUGGCAACGUCUUUAUCUACACCUACAGAGAAGACCACCGGAUUUCCUCCCUCAUAGCCAACAAGGUUUCAAUCUGACCGAAGCUGACACCAGUGCCCCUGUCCAUAGUGAAGGGAGAGUUGAACAUAGGCUCAGAGGGUACUACCAAGAAAGAAGGACCCGCUCCAGAAUCAACGCCUCCAUGCUUGUCUGUAAUUUGCAGCUGCCCACUUGGUCAAGCCAGAUUUUCUCUGGAGAAAAGUUUCAUGGUCAGACAAAAUAAAGUGAGCUUUUUAUCCACAAUGAGAAUUAUGUUUGAGUAGCUAAUGUGAGGUUUUAACUUCAGAACAUUGUUCAAACUGUCAGGCAUGAUAGUGGUAGCAUGAUGCUGAGGGUCUGUUUCGCAACCAGUGGCACUGGUGAAUUAUAGCCAGACAGAAUUAUACGUGAAGCUUGAAGAUGGUUGUAAGGAAGUUGUUUUUUCUACAACAGGGUCAGAGACAUUUAUCCAAAUAUUAGUAAGGGUGUAUGUAUAUAUUUGAGCCUUUAUGUAUAUUGUAGCCCUGCGUAGAUUAGAGACGGUGGUAGGGGUUUGUCUUGUAACCGGUGGGUUGCCAGUUUGAACUUACGUGUCUCAGUCAUUGUGUCCUUGGGCAAGACACUUCACCCGCCUUUCCUGCUGAUGGUGGUCAGAGUGCUCGGUGGUGCCGAUAGUUGGGCAGCCUCAUUUUUGUCAGUCUGCCCCAGGCCAGCUGUGGCUACAAUGUAGCUUACCACUGUCAGUGUGUGAAUGUGUGUAUGAAUGGGUGAAUGACUGAUUGUAGCAUGAAGUGCUUUGCGGUCCUUGGACCUGAUCAAGCGCUAUACAAGCGCAGGCGGUUUACCAUUAAAUUCGAACUUGUGCACCUGGUUCUUUUCAGAAUGUGUAUGUUUUUAAUAUGUUUUCUGUAACCCAUUGACCUCUGUUGGGUGAGCAUUAAGAGUUAUAUGAACUACAUUUCCCAGGAUUUCAGUCAAUGCUAUCUGUAACCACUGGAGUCUAUUCA
Messenger RNA from Girardinichthys multiradiatus, 3405 nucleotides. RefSeq names its product EF-hand calcium binding domain 7 (gene efcab7). The coding region runs from base 805 to 2457 and encodes 550 amino acids. The transcript is spliced from 12 exons. The record is from RefSeq and is a predicted model, not a curated record. Gene Ontology annotation, molecular function: calcium ion binding. Lineage: Eukaryota; Metazoa; Chordata; Actinopteri; Cyprinodontiformes; Goodeidae.